Opisthorchis viverrini is the source of this 282-nucleotide messenger RNA. RefSeq lists its product as hypothetical. The transcript has 2 exons. The coding region runs from base 1 to 282 and encodes 93 amino acids. Lineage: Eukaryota; Metazoa; Platyhelminthes; Trematoda; Opisthorchiida; Opisthorchiidae. The record is from RefSeq and is a predicted model, not a curated record.
AUGUCUAAUAGUGCUUUAAAUUGGGUUCGAGAAGGAGCGUGUACAACCGUCGGAGGAAGGUCAUUCCACGCAGCUACUGCCCGAAAUGAAAAAAAGUUUUGUCUAACGGAUGUGUGUGCCCUGAGCUUGAAGAUUUUCUUACUAUGUCCCCGCCGGGUGUUUGCUGGGUCAACGGUAAAAAACCUGUUUGCCAAGCUUUGUUCAAACAGGGCGUUCUGGUAUUACGCGUCACUCGAAGAUACCGUUCGACCGUUACAGAUAGAUUACGGUGAAGAGAAGUAA